Molecule: messenger RNA, 4556 nt
Organism: Cynocephalus volans (Philippine flying lemur)
Lineage: Eukaryota; Metazoa; Chordata; Mammalia; Dermoptera; Cynocephalidae
Gene: PPP1R26
Product: protein phosphatase 1 regulatory subunit 26
Exons: 4
Coding region: 693-4304 (1203 amino acids)
Biological process (GO): negative regulation of phosphatase activity
Molecular function (GO): protein phosphatase inhibitor activity
Source: RefSeq, a predicted model, not a curated record
CCGCGCGGGAGGGCUUCCGGCCAGGCCUGGGCGGCCCCUGCCCUCCGGAGACGGCCGAGGGCCUGGCGGGCCCGCGGGACUGCAGCUCACGCCCCGCGCCAGGCGGAGCUUCCGGGAGGGUCGCCGAGCUCUGCGGCCCCGCGCCGCUAAGUCCUCGGGUCCCGGACAGAGAAGUCCGGGGCGCAGACCCGCGUGGGGGCCGGGCGUCUCCCGUGGGGGGUUCGCGCUCACCUGGCUGUGGACGCGGGUGCUGCUCCAGGCAGAGGCAGCGGCCAGGGAAGUGGCCUGCAGCUUUGAUGGAGGAAGCUUGCUGUGAUAUUGUCAAAUCUCAGUUUCUGGCAGGCCAGGGACUGGAUUCUAGCGCGCGCCCACCUCACCUCGGGUUGGCUUGAGAGGACCUUGCCGCUGCCCGGCCCCCCUCCUGGACCGGUGCUUCUUCCUGGCGUGCAGAGCCUGGGCCACCCCUAACCGUGGAGAAACCCCCACCUGGGAGGAGCUUGUUGGUCAUGGCCAGAAAGAAUCAACCCUGAAGCCUUGCUAACCUUGGACUCAGAAUAGUCAUACUUUUUACCCUACAAAGAAGUAUUUGCAGACUUUAUCUCAUUGGCAGCUCUUGACAACCUUUUGAGGAUGUGAAGCUGGCGGAAAAGUAAAGCGUUGCCCUCCCUGCGCGUCCCUCCCUGUCUGCUAGAAUGUUUCUCAUGAAUGCCCCUCCAGUGGUUGCUCUCCAGUCCAAAUGGGAGGCCUUUGGUCCACCGGGGAGCUUUAGGUUUCCCGGGUGCUUCUCAGAGUCUAACGAGGGCGUCGAGAGAGCGUCGGUGAGUGCCAAGGUGCAAAUGAUCAUCAGCACUCUGCAGCGCGACGAGGUGGCCCUGGGCAUGAGCAAUGCGCGCACUGCGCAGAGAAGCCAGAAGGCAGAGAGGUGCCACGAUGCCAGGCUGGCUGCUAGCCCCACUGUGCGCAAAGAGCAGCCCGCAUUCGCUGCCUGUGGUCUUACUGCCGAGUUUGACCCCCCGGGGGAGGAGGAAGCUGCAAACUUUGGCCCCUUGGUGCUGGAUUCGGAUAGUGAUGAUUCUGUGGACCGUGACAUCGAGGAGGCCAUCCAGGAGUAUCUAAAGGCAAAGAGCGGAGCUGGGCAGGCCGUGUCCAGCGGGGCCCCACCUGGCAGGGCCCAGCCUUCUGGGGCUACAGGUGGAGGCAGUAGAUGCAAACCAGAACCUGUGCAUAGCAGCACCCCAGCUGCCUUGUGUCCCACAAAACUUGCACUUGGAUCAGGCAGUGUCCCUGGCAGCCACAUGGGAGCCAGUGAGGACCGGGGCUCUGCCUCACCCGUAAGUGUCAGCAGUGAUGACUCCUUCGAACAGAGCAUCCGGGCGGAAAUAGAACAGUUUCUGAAUGAGAAAAGACAGCAUGAAACCCAAAAAUGUGACGGGUCUGUGGAUAAACACCCAGACCCACAAGAAAACUCAGCCAAAUCAACACUUAGAUCUAACAAAGAGCCGACUGCUAGGGAUCUGAUGGGGGCCUGUAAGGAGUUCGUUUUCCGCAAACCUCCCAGGUUGGCAAAGGUGAAUGCACAGCCCAGGAGUCUCAGGUCCAAGGUUGUCACGGAGGCUGCCGCCCCCUGCCGCCCUGCAGAAACAGCACAGAGCAAGGGCGGGGCUAAGAGGGGUGCAGGCAAGAGGGGAAAGCGUGUCAGGAGUGCAGCCCUGGUGCCAGAGGCACCCGACUCCAGUAGUGAUGACGGCAUUGAGGAGGCCAUUCAGCUGUACCAGUUGGAGAAGACGCGGAAGGAGGCCAGUGGGGACCCACCGCAGAGCACCCAGCUCAGAGAGAAGGGGCCUGAGCCACCCACACACAGCACAAGCACCACCACGAAAAGUGCCUUGCCCGAGACCUAUAGGAAAACACCGAGCAAGAGGAAGCAAGUGGCCACAAGGGCCACUGACCCCAGCCUGGGGGGCCUGGACUCUGACCACCCCUCCAAGCUACCGAAGGAAACCAAAGCUUCACCUCCAGGAAACACAGCGGCCAGAGGCGAGUGUGUGGAGUGGUCCUCAUGCCGGGCAGACACGUCUGCUGAGUUGAUGUGUGCCGAAGCAAUCCUGGACAUUUCCAAGACAAUCCUGCCGGCCCCUGUACAGGGCAGUGACAGAGCCUUGUCCGCAAGCCCACUCUUCUCCCCAAAUGUGCCUUCCCGCUCUGGCGACAGCAGCUCUGUGGACAGUGAUGACAGCAUAGAGCAGGAAAUCCGGACGUUUUUGGCCCUCAAGGCACAAUCGGGGAGUUUGCUGGCCAAAGCCGAAGGCUAUCCACAGUCCGCACAGGACCCACUGGCCCCAAAUGGCGCCAACAACCCCAAAGCCCCUCUCUCUAAAACACCGGACAUGUCACUUAGCUGGAAAAGGAAACGCAGAGGCGGGGUCAGCGCUAUAAGGCCGUCCACACCCAAGCAAGCGAGGGAGGUGGUGAGAGAGAGUGCCCAGGGUUCCGGCCAUGAGGGUCAGGUCCCACCCUGCCAGGGAGGAGCCAGCGAGUCCCCAGGAAGAGAGGGCGAGGCCAGGGGCCAGCCUCUGCCCCCCAGGAUAGUCGGGCUUGGUGACACCCAAGUGUCUCCAGGCCACAGUAAGGUGGAUGAGGCAAGGAGUGUGGAUGGGAAGGAGAGCUCUGAGGACAAGAGCAGCUCACUAGACAGUGACGAGGACCUGGACACAGCCAUCAAGGACCUGCUGAGGUCCAAGCGCAGACUCAGGAGGAGGGGCAGGGACCCCAGGGCUGCGUGCAAGAAGAAGGUCCGGUUCAGCACCACCGAGACACGGUUCUUGGAUAAGCUAGGCAGCUUCCAGAGACACUGGAAGGACAGAAGCCCACACGUGUUGAAGAGCUGCCUCUCCAAGUCCAGAAGGGCCAGCAGGGAGAGCCCAGUGGGAAAGCUGCCAAGCAUCUUCAGUAGCAUAACAGAGAGGACAAAGCUGGACAGCACCAGGAACGAGGAUGCUGCCCCGGCUUUCCAGUUAAGGAGAAGAGCUGAAGGGAACCUGUUCUCCAGUGAGAUGGGAGCCCGAGAUCAGCAGCGUUCAGCCCCAAGCCCCAGCUCCCUGUCUGAUGAUAGCAGUUCAGUGGACAGCAACGAUAGCAUCGAACUAGAGAUUAGGAAGUUUUUGGCAGAAAAGGCCAAGGAGUCUGUGGGCAGUUCAGAAAUCCAAGGAGGGGGCACCACUGCUCUUGGGUCAGGGGGCCCAGCUAGGCCAGAGGUGCUGUGCAGGAAGGAGCCAGCCCCGCAGCCUGGCAUGUGCACACGGAGCCAGAGAGCCAGGGGGGCCCCUCUACCUGCUGAAGGCCUGAAGGGCGCAGAAAGAGCUGGAGCACAGAGCGCAGCCAGCCUCUUCAUCCAGGGCAGGAAGGGCACCCCCCGCGGAGAGCCCACCGCUGGCCUCCCCGGUGCUCUGGCCAGGUGCGAGCUGGCGCCCAGGAGCACCAGUGGGAAUGUCCCUGCCAAAGGGUCUCCAGUAAGUAGGAGAAAUGUUUAUGGUCACAAAGACCAGAGCCAGCGAGGGGUCAAGCCUGCCACCCCAGAAAGUGCUUUCGGUCAGCUGUCCAGCUGUGCCAGAGCUGGCACAGAGGCAGGAGGCACCGGGGGCACCUUUCACAUGACCUAUGGGAGUCCGCACCUCCUGACUCCCAGCCUGGGAGCUGAGAGGGAUGGCCGGACCCAGGCCGACCGUGCCCUGCCCUGGAGCGACUUCACCCACCAGAGCAGGCUGCCCAGCCUAUGGGCACUGAACUCGGAUGGCAGAGACUUGGCAUGGAGAGGGAGCCUUGGGAGUGAGAGAGAGAAGGGGGCCGAGGGACAGGCCAGGGGCCCACCCAGCCUGCCCUUUGCAGGCUUCUCCCCACUGCUCUCCACCCAGCUGUUCCACUUUGGAAAGAGUGUUUCCUGGGGGGGCAAGCCAGCCAGCCUCUUCAGCCCCUACUUGGGGCUGCCUCUGCAGGGCCCAGCCUUCUCAGCCUUUAGGGAGACCCAGGCCGGCCCCAGCCCCGUGUUUGGAAGCCCGCACUUGCUCAUGAAGAAGGAAGGUGGGCACUGGCCCAGCAGGAAGGCACAGGCAGGGCUCAGCUUGCAUGACAGGAGGAACUCGGGCUCCGAGGAGAACCUUCUGGACCUAAGGUACCGAGGGAGGGCCAUGGACAGGGACGACCCAGACCAGGAGGCCUUGGGCAGCGAUGCCAGCGAGUUCAGUGACACCUCCGUGGAGGAUGGGGGUGGCAGAUCGGUCGUGAAGGGCAAAGCCCUCCAGUUGUGAGUGGCUCCCUGGCUUUGUCACGUUCGUGGAAAGCAGUAUAUCUAUGCGUGUGUCUGUGUGUGUGAAUAGAUAAUACUCGUGAUUAAAAGGAGAGAAAACUGGAGUCUGUGUUCAUCGCCCUGUAUAUAUGUACGCUAACAUGAAACAAUGUUUUUAUUUAACAGGUGUGUCCUCGUAAAUAUGGUUUUUGUAGCUUUUUGUAAAUUAUUUAAAGUGAUGUAAAAAAUAUUUUUGGAAAAUAUCGUCAUCCAA